Messenger RNA from Dovyalis caffra, 2760 nucleotides. The record is from the annotation of a GenBank genome assembly. NCBI's taxonomy places the organism in Eukaryota, Viridiplantae, Streptophyta, Magnoliopsida, Malpighiales, Salicaceae.
AUGGCGUCGUCGUCGUCGAUUAAGAGUUGCAUGAAUGCAACAUGUGGAGUCUCGACGUCAAGUUCUGGCGGGUGGAGAAAAGGUUGGGCACUGCGAUCUGGUGAUUUUGCCAUUCUCUGCGAUAACUGCGGGUCUGCAUAUGAGCAAUCAAUUUUUUGUGAAGUUUUCCACUCGAAGGAUUCUGGGUGGAGGGAGUGCACUUCCUGCAGCAAGCGUCUCCAUUGCGGAUGCAUUGCUUCCAAGUCUCUGCUUGAGCUACUUGAUGGUGGCGGUGUGAACUGUACAAGCUGUUCCAGAAGUGCAAGAGUUACUUCUGUGAAUGGUGAUGAAAAACCUAAUGGAUUUGGUAUGUCAAAAGUUGAAAACGUUGGGGAACUGCAAUCUGCUUCUGCUGACAACCAGUUGGCAACUGAAACAAAGCUUAUGCAGUUAGGUAAUUGUAUUGAUGGCAUUGGGACGAGGAAUUUGCUUCAGUUACAGAGUGAUGAGACAAAUGGGUCUUACCGGAAAAUGAAACAGGAGGAUAUACUACCUCCUUUGGGAGAAAUUGCAUGCACAAGUUUUUCAAAUUUUAACCAAGCAUCCAAUGCAUCAUGUCAAGCUGCUAAGCCAGAGAUUCAUAGAUCAUUUGCUGCAGCAAAAGAUUUAUAUGAAUCACUAGCGCAAACAAACUUGAGUAUGAGUCUGGGUUCUUCUUUAGGAAACCCAAAUCCCUUUCCUGGAGGUGUUGUUGAUGAAAGGGUACCGAGUAAGGCAUCCUCUCCGCUCCAACAAGGACCCAGGUCUCGCCAUCUAUUGCCAAAGCCUCCAAAGUCAGCCCUUUCUAUGGAUGCAAAUGUGGGCAUGGUCUCACAGAUACGUGUUGCUAGGCCACCUGCUGAAGGACGGGGAAGGAAUCAGUUGCUUCCUCGUUAUUGGCCUAGGAUUACAGAUCAAGAAUUGCAGCAAAUAUCUGGAGAUCCAAAUUCCACCAUUGUCCCAUUGUUUGAAAAGGUUCUCAGUGCGAGUGAUGCUGGUCGCAUUGGUCGUUUGGUUCUCCCUAAAGCAUGUGCUGAAGCUUAUUUUCCUCCCAUCUCUCAACCUGAGGGUCUUCCUCUACGGAUUCAAGAUGUUAAGGGUAAAGAGUGGGUAUUUCAGUUCAGGUUUUGGCCUAAUAAUAACAGCAGGAUGUACGUCUUGGAGGGUGUAACUCCAUGCAUACAGUCCAUGAAAUUGCAAGCUGGAGAUACUGUAACAUUUAGCCGUAUGGAUCCAGAAGGAAAACUUGUGAUGGGGUUUAGAAAAGCAUCAAACUCUAUAGCAAUGCAGGAUACCCAACCAGCUGCCAUUCCUAAUGGUGUUCCUUCAAGUGAAAGUUACUUUUCUGGUGUUUUUGAGAACCUGCCUAUAAUAAGUGGUUACUCUGGCCUUCUUCAGUCACUAAAGGGAAACACAGAUACACACUUAAGUGCAUUGUCGAAACAUUUGCAUUCAGCUAGUGGUGAUAUGAGCUGGCAUAAAUCUGAGAAGCAAGAAGACAGGACGAGGGAUGGCUUGCUGCUACCAUCAUUGUUGGUUCCUGAGAGAAAAAGAAUGCGAAAUAUUGGGUCUAAAAGUAAGAGGCUACUAAUUGAUAGCCUAGAUGCUUUGGAGCUCAAACUUACAUGGGAAGAGGCACAGGAUUUGCUUCGCCCAGCACCAAGUGUCAAGCCUAGCAUUGUCACCAUAGAGGAUCAUGAUUUUGAAGAAUAUGAAGAACCUCCAGUUUUUGGGAAGAGGAGUAUCUUUAUAGUUCGUUCUAUUGGGGGACAAGAGCAAUGGGCCCAGUGUGAUAGCUGCUCCAAAUGGCGAAGGUUGCCGGUUGAUGUCCUCCUUCCACCUAAGUGGAUGUGCGUGGACAAUGUUUGGGAUCAAAGCAGGUGUUCAUGUUCUGCUCCAGAUGAAUUGGCCCCAAGGGAAUUAGAAAAUCUUCUAAGACUGAACAAGGAUUUCAAGAAACGGAGAAUUACAAACAGCCAUCAGCCAGCCCAGGAACAUGAAUCUUCUGGUCUGGAUGCUCUGGCCAAUGCUGCAAUCCUUGGGGAUGUGGGGGAGCAAAGCACUACUAUUGUUGCAACCACAACAAAACACCCUAGACAUCGUCCUGGCUGCUCAUGCAUUGUGUGUAUCCAGCCCCCAAGUGGGAAGGGGAAGCACAAGCCUACAUGCACAUGUAAUGUCUGCAUGACAGUUAAACGCCGUUUUAAAACUUUAAUGAUGCGCAAAAAGAAGCGUCAGUCAGAGCGCGAAGCAGAAAUUGCCCAGAGGACUCAGCAAAUGGCGGGUCCCAAAGAUGAAGCAGAAGUAGAGAGUAACUCUAAGCUUGCAUCGACGCCUGUAGAUCCUUCGGAUAACGAAGCCAGGUCAGGGAAUGAGUUAGAAUCCAAAAGCCAAAGCAAUAAUCUGUCAAACAAAUUGGCUGACUCGGGCAAGGGACAUCUAGAUUUAAACUGCCAUCCUGAUCGUGAAGAAGACUCACAAGCAGGACUAACCAGAAUAAGCAUGACGAGUCUUCUUCAAGUAGCGAGCCUUCCGUUGGACACGUAUUUGAAGCGGAAUGGUCUUGCAAGUUUAUCUGAGCAACAAGCAAGCUCAGCAUCAAAUGUGCCAGCCCAAACCGGGGAAAAUGAAGCGAAAAUUAACGAGGAUUGUAAACCUGCUUCAGCUGGUCAAGAGCAGGAGAGCGGAGGUGAAGAGAAUGAAGAACCUGGACCAGAACAAAGCCAAAAUGACCCUGUAUAA